Panthera uncia (snow leopard) is the source of this 709-nucleotide messenger RNA. RefSeq names its product gastrokine 2 (gene GKN2). Bases 1 to 576 code for a protein of 191 amino acids. Lineage: Eukaryota; Metazoa; Chordata; Mammalia; Carnivora; Felidae. The transcript has 6 exons. The record is from RefSeq and is a predicted model, not a curated record. Gene Ontology annotation, biological process: regulation of cell population proliferation.
AUGCAGUGGAAUGGAUGCAACUGGUCUGUUUUUCAGGUGGUAUGCCUGGUGCUGGCCAUCUUUGGGACACAAUCUCAUGGAUACGAGGUUUAUAACAUCAUCAGCCCAAACAAUAAUGGCGGCAAUCUUCAGGAGACAGUGACAGUUGACAAUGAAAAAAAUUUCGCCAUCAUUAACAUCCAUGCAGGAUCAUGCUCCUCUACCACGGUUUUUGACUAUAAACAUGGCUACAUCGCAUCCAGGGUGCUCUCCCGAAGAGCCUGCUACAUCCUGGACAUGAAACAUAAAGCCAUCCCUGCUCUGGACCAACUAAAACGAUACAUCUAUGAGAGGAAGGCUCUGACAAACAUGUACUCGGACAAAUACAUCUGGGUCAAGUACAGCCCACUGCAGUCUCUGAUCACUCAUGUAGACUGGUUCCUGUUCGGCUCCCCCAUCAAGCAGCUCUGCAGUCAUGUCCCCCUGUAUAAGGGAGACGUGGUGGAGAAGACACAUGACAUCCGUGCUGAAGCCUGCGCAAAGACCGGACUCCUGGGUAUCUUUGGAAUCUCCAUCUGCGCGGGCACUGACGCUUAGGCACUGAGCCCACUGGCGUCAUCUUUUCAAAGACACAGCCCCUUGGUUUCCACUCAUCAGCCAAAUUAAGCUCUUUCCCAACACCCUAAUGUUGAGACUCAGUAGUAAAACAUAAAUCCUAUAUUUCCAGAUA